Molecule: messenger RNA, 3009 nt
Organism: Momordica charantia (bitter melon)
Lineage: Eukaryota; Viridiplantae; Streptophyta; Magnoliopsida; Cucurbitales; Cucurbitaceae
Gene: ZTL
Product: Galactose oxidase/kelch repeat superfamily protein
Biological process (GO): response to blue light; circadian rhythm
Cellular component (GO): SCF ubiquitin ligase complex; cytosol; nucleus
Molecular function (GO): protein binding
Source: RefSeq, a predicted model, not a curated record
AAGCUCAAUCAAGGCCGACCGGACCAGAGCCACGCUUCAAACCCCACACAGUAAAAUCCACAAUUUCAUAAAGCCAAAAGGGCCACUCCUUCCCUUUAAGCCUUAACCACCCAGUUUUCUCAUUCCCCCUCAAGAUUUUUCUCCAUCAGAGGGCGGUGGUGAGCGAACACGAAACCAAGUUUUAUUAACCCCGUCAAACCCAUAAUUUCUUUCUCUAUCUUCUCUUUUUUUUCCUCUCACACGGCCAAAUUGUUAGCUAAUUUGCCGAACCCUUUCAGCCACUCGUUCUAUCUUCCUCUUCUCAACCGUCUCAAGUCUCAACCUUCUUCAAUUUCGGAUUUCGAGCGUUCCCACCGUCUUAAUUUGUGCUAAAAUCCUGUCUUUUGGCCUCUGAUCGUCGGAAUAUCUUCUGGGUUUUGUUCCUAAUUGGAAAUCCGUAAAUGGGUUGAAGAGAAUAUUCGGGCUUUUGGGAGAAAGGAUAAUGGAGUGGGACAGCAAUUCGGAUCUGAGCGGAGACGAGGAGGAGGAGGGCUUCCUACUCAACGAUGGCGGGCCUCUUCCUUUCCCAGUUGAGAACUUGUUCCAAACUGCGCCAUGUGGGUUUGUCGUCACCGAUUCUCUGGAACCCGACCAUCCCAUCAUUUAUGUCAACACCGUCUUCGAAAUGGUUACUGGAUAUCGAGCGGAGGAGGUGCUUGGUCGCAAUUGUCGAUUCUUGCAAUAUAGAGGUCCAUUUUCAAAAAGAAGACACCCACUGGUGGACUCUUCAGUGGUUUCAGAGAUCAGAAGAUGUCUAGAGGACGGCACUGAAUUUCAAGGCGAAUUGUUGAACUUUAGGAAAGAUGGAACCCCAUUGAUGAAUAAAUUGAGGUUAACACCUAUCUAUGGAGAUGAUGAAACGGUAACUCAUGUUAUUGGUAUCCAGUUCUUCACUGAAGCAGAUAUUGAUUUGGGACCAGUGACCAGUUCUACAACAAAGGAGUUAGCUAAAUCAUCUGAUAAGUUUCGUUCUGGCCUUUCAUCUUUUCGCUUCACAUCUGUUGGGGACCGAAAUAUUUGUCGAGGUGUAUGUGGUAUUCUCCAAUUAAGUGAUGAGGUGAUAUCUUUGAAAAUACUCUCACGGUUGACACCCAGAGACAUUGCAUCAGUGGGAUCCGUCUGUAGGCGGUUUUAUGAGCUGACAAAGAAUGAGGAUCUCUGGAGAAUGGUAUGUCAAAAUGCUUGGGGUAGCGAAACAACACGUGUUCUAGAGACUGUACCUGGUGCAAAAACCCUUGGCUGGGGCCGGUUAGCCAGAGAAUUGACAACUCUGGAAGCUUCUGCCUGGAGGAAGCUGACUGUUCGGGGAUCGGUUGAACCCUCAAGAUGCAACUUUAGUGCUUGUGCAGUUGGUAAUAGAGUUGUACUAUUUGGUGGGGAAGGUGUUAAUAUGCAACCAAUGAAUGAUACCUUUGUACUGGAUUUAAAUUCUAGUAACCCAGAGUGGCAGCAUGUUCAAGUUAGUUCUCCACCUCCUGGUAGAUGGGGUCAUACUCUUACUUGUGUAAAUGGUUCUCAUUUAGUGGUUUUUGGAGGCUGUGGAACACAGGGCCUGCUUAAUGAUGUUUUCUUGUUGGAUUUGGAUGCGAAUCCUCCUACCUGGCGUGAAAUAUCUGGAUUGGCUCCUCCGCUCCCGAGAUCAUGGCAUAGCUCCUGCACUCUCGACGGUACCAAGUUGAUAGUCUCUGGUGGUUGUGCAGAUUCUGGAGUACUUCUUAGUGACACUUUUCUGCUUGAUCUCUCAAUGGAGAAACCCAUAUGGAGGGAGAUACCUGUAUCUUGGACUCCUCCAUCUCGGUUGGGGCACACAUUAUCUGUAUAUGGUGGUCGGAAGAUUUUGAUGUUUGGGGGUUUAGCCAAAAGCGGACCUCUUCGGUUUCGAUCAAGUGACGUCUUCACAAUGGAUUUAAGUGAGGAGGAACCAUGUUGGAGAUGCGUGACAGGGAGCGGAGUGCCUGGUGCUGGAAACCCUGGAGGGGUAGCACCUCCACCUAGACUGGACCAUGUUGCUGUGAGCCUCCCAGGUGGCAGAAUAUUGAUCUUUGGCGGGUCAGUUGCUGGUCUUCACUCUGCAUCACAGCUUUAUCUCCUGGAUCCAACAGAGGAGAAACCGACUUGGAGGAUAUUAAAAGUACCUGGGCGGCCUCCGAGGUUCGCAUGGGGACACAGCACUUGUGUCGUCGGGGGAACGAGGGCUAUAGUCCUUGGUGGUCAAACUGGAGAGGAGUGGAUGCUAAGUGAGAUUCAUGAACUAUCAUUGGCCAGUGCUGUCAUCUGAUUGAAGAGAGAGUGAGUGUAGAAUCAUGAAGGAAGCAAGCUAUUGUGGAAGACAAACAAAAACACUUGAAAGAGAGCCAUGAAUUGCAAGCCUGUGGGAUCUUUAUGAGACUGGUGUUGGCAGAAAUGUUGUUGCUCUGGUCAGGACUCUAUAUUAGAUGUUUGUUCCAAAAAGUGUAAGGAAUUGUUCUGACUCAGAAUAAAAACUUUAAAUUCAGUUUCAAACGAGUGACGCCCGAUACCCGGUUCUUGUGUUCUCUGUGAAGUGGUGGGUUUAGCAAGAAUCUUUUCUUCUGUAGUAUAUUCUUCUUCUUCCAUAGUAGUAGGGGUUAGAUUACCUUGAUAGACAGAUAGGUUUAAGGAUAUCUAUAUAAGUAGGCCUAUUCUUAUUACUAUAAGAAUAUUUUGCUCUAAUUCAAGAUUCUAUAUAGGAUUUGGAACAAAAGGGAGUGAGUCCAUGUCUGUCUGUAAUAACUUUCUGCUCAGGUUGGCCAUCUAUUCAUGACCUCAAGAAGAUGUGAAAUACAAGGCAUCAUUAUUGCUGCUGCUUGAGAGCCAAGCCACUGAAGGAAGAAGAUGUAGUAGUAGAAGAAGGCAUCAUCAGAAAACCUUCCUUCUCUUUUCUGUAAAAGUAACACUUGCUCUGCAUUUAUCCUUUAUUUAUAUAUUUUGCUAUCUUUGGUUGGCUUUGUA